GCGGGCCUCACCAUCAUGAUUCAAGACUUUGCCCCAAAGUUCCGUAGCCAUUUUGGCUCAAGGCCCUCGGUCGCGCACCCGCGGCACUUGGGCCGCCAUGGCGCCGCGGCCGCCGCACGCCGCGCGCCUGAAGCGCUACGCGCUGGCGGCGGCCUCCCAGGGCCGGGCCGGCUGCGCGGUGCGCUUUCCGGGCGGCCACGCCUCGGCGACGGACUUGCCCCGGCCAGCCGGCGACGACGCCGCGCCCCAGCCGGUGGAGCUCCUGCUGGCGGCCCUGGUCGGCUGCAAGACGGCCACCGCCCACUUCGUGGCGCGGCACUCGUGGCCGCGGCCCUUCAACCGCAUCGACGCCAUCGAGUGGGCGGACGUCGCCGCACACCGGGACGAGGCCAUCCCCGUCUCGCUGCCCAUCUGCCCUGGCAGCGUCUUGCCAGGGAACCCGGGGCUCCUGGAGGUGCGAGGCGUCGCCUUCGUCCGCCCCCCGCGGGGCGCCCUCGACGCCGGGUCCAUCGGCAACGAGGACGUGAGGCUCCUGGGUGAGGAAGUGGAGCGCCGCUGUCCGGUCGCGGCGAUGGUGCGGCAGUCCGGCUGUCGACUCAUCUUCGACUGGCGGCUGGUACGGGAAUGACAGCUAGCGUUAGAAAAAAAAAGACUUUGCC
This is a messenger RNA of Prorocentrum cordatum, 659 nucleotides long. The record is from the annotation of a GenBank genome assembly. NCBI's taxonomy places the organism in Eukaryota, Dinophyceae, Prorocentrales, Prorocentraceae.